This is a messenger RNA of Pollicipes pollicipes, 1674 nucleotides long. Its product is annotated as metabotropic glutamate receptor-like. Lineage: Eukaryota; Metazoa; Arthropoda; Thecostraca; Pollicipedomorpha; Pollicipedidae. Bases 1 to 1674 code for a protein of 557 amino acids. Gene Ontology annotation, molecular function: G protein-coupled receptor activity. The transcript is spliced from 6 exons. The record is from RefSeq and is a predicted model, not a curated record. Gene Ontology annotation, biological process: G protein-coupled receptor signaling pathway. Gene Ontology annotation, cellular component: membrane.
AUGAAACCAAUCGAUGCUUCUGCUUCCAGAGGCCUGCUGGCGGCAGCGAAACGUCUACAGCUGGGACAGUCGUUCUACUGGAUCGCCAGCGACGGCUGGGGCAAGCAGGAGAGCCUGGUGCAGGGCGUGGAGGAGGUAGCCGAAGGCGCCAUCACCGUCGAGCUCACGUCCAAGCACAUUCCGGCCUUCGAUGCCUACAUGGCUUCGCUCACGCCCGACAACAACGCCAGGAACCCCUGGUUCAGGGAGUACUGGGAGGCGUUCUUCGACUGUCCACUGGAGCCGGCAGCUUCGAACAUCACGUGCGACCCCGACUUGCGACUGCUGCCAGAGAACGGCUUUGUGCAGGAGUCCAAGGUGCAGUUCGUCAUCGAUGCCGUGUAUGCGUUCGCGUACGCCCUGCAGACGCUGCAGCUGGAGGUGUGCGGAAACGCCUCUUACGUAUGCCCAGGCAUGAGGAAGUACGACGGGGGUGCCUUCUACAAGAAGUACCUGCUCAGCGUCUCCUUCAAAGAUCUGGCCGGCAGCAAGGUCAUGUUUGACGAGAGGGGCGACGGCCUGGCUCGGUACACCAUCUUCAACUACCAGCGAUCGGCGGACGGAGCGCAUCGUUACAAGGUGAUCGGCCGCUGGGAGGGUGAGCUCUUCAUGAGCCCGGGGGACGUCCAGUGGAACCCGGGCAGCGAGCCCACCGCAGGCGCCCGCCUGCCGCUCUCGGUCUGCGCCCUGCCCUGUCAGGUCGGAGAGGUCAAACGCAUGCAGCAGGGAGACACGUGCUGCUGGAUCUGCGACAGCUGCGAGCCAUACGAGUACAUGAAGGACCAGUACACCUGCGACGACUGCGGUCACGGCCGCUGGCCCUUCGACGACAAGCUCUCCUGCUACGACCUGGAGGUGCAGUACAUGAGGUGGACCUCGCCGCUGGCCAUCGGACCCAUCGUCAUCGCAGUGGUCGGUAUCCUGUUGACGCUGCUGGUGAUCGCGCUGUUCCUGCGUCACGACGACACGCCGAUCGUGAAGGCGUCGGGUCGCGAGCUGAGCUACAUGCUGCUGGCCGGCAUCCUCAUCUGCUACCUCAACACCUUCCUGCUGCUGACCAAGCCGAGUCCGGCCGCCUGCGCCCUGCAGCGGGUCGGCGUCGGCCUCGGCUUCGCCUUCAUCUACAGCGCCCUCUUCACCAAGACCAACCGCAUCUCGCGCAUCUUCGACUCGGCGUCGCGGUCGGCCAAGCGGCCGAGCUUCAUCAGUCCCAAGUCGCAGAUCGUGAUCGCCACGCUGCUCAUCAGCGUGCAGCUGCUGGCCACGGCCGUCUGGCUGCUGGUCGAGACGCCAGGCGUGCGCUCGCACUACCCGGACCGGCACCAGGUCAUCCUCAAGUGCCGCAUCAAGGACUCGUCCUUCCUCGUCUCGCUAGUCUACAACAUGGUGCUCAUCGUGGUGUGCACGGUGUACGCCGUGAAGGCGCGGAAGGUGCCCGAGAACUUCAACGAGACCAAGUUCAUCGCCUUCACCAUGUACACCACCUGCAUCAUCUGGCUGGCGUUCGUGCCCAUCUACUUCGGCACAGGCAACUCGUUCGAGGUGAGUCCAUCACCGGCUGAUCGAUGGGACGAUAUUUCCAGCGACAAUGGAUACUCGAUCAUAUUCCCGACGUGCAUAGACCCCAGGGAAUGA